This is a messenger RNA of Metopolophium dirhodum (rose-grain aphid), 1919 nucleotides long. RefSeq lists its product as uncharacterized. The coding region runs from base 261 to 1229 and encodes 322 amino acids. The transcript is spliced from 2 exons. NCBI's taxonomy places the organism in Eukaryota, Metazoa, Arthropoda, Insecta, Hemiptera, Aphididae. The record is from RefSeq and is a predicted model, not a curated record.
GGUUGAAUUAUGGUUGAAUCGGCCGAUACGGGCGAUACGGUGUUUAAAAAUCUCAAAUCUCUAACUGUCUGUUUGUCUGUACUCUGGUCACUGGUUGUUUCCUCUUCGUUGUGUAGUUCAUGGGAAUCACGUUGGACGUGUUGACUGAUCGAUAGCCAUUUCGCUUAGAUUUCGGACAGCCUUUCGCCUUUCGUUCGCCCCCGAACGUUUUUCCCCGGCGCAAGAUUCCACGCUCAAACGUUCUUUGAUAUCAUUAAGAAAUGGCGGCAAUUAAAAAAUUGAUGUUGGACAAAAUUCUAAUGAAGAUGAAAAGGUUCAACAUGAAUGAACUUAAACAGCUAUUCGAAAUCUUACAUUUGAACCUGGAAUGGAAAGAUAUUAUCAAUAUAGUAUCUGAAUGCCGGCUGCGUUUAAGUGUUGCAAAUGUUGUGUCGGUAGUACAUCAGCAUUUAAAAGAUAGUGAUUCUGUUGAUGAAACAUAUCAUCGAGUUUUGUUAGUGGACGCAAUCUUCCACCAAAAUAGUCAGUGGUGGACAGUGACUAUUGAUAAAGUUAACAAACAAUUAUUAGACAAAGGGAUAAUUAGAAAUAAUAUCGAGGCCAUGUUAAACAAAUUGAAUAUCAAAGCAAUUACAUACGUUAUGAAGUGUAACAAAUUGUUUUGGGUUUUAAUAGAUAUUAAUGAAACAAAAAGAAAACAAACUACCGUGAAAUUAAACAAGCCAUAUUUUUUCACCAUAGCACCGGGAAAAGUGUUCCAUGUUUUUUACAAACCUCAAAAUAUUGAAAAUAGACUGUUGAAAAUUGUUAUAAAAUCAGUUGGUGCCAGCAAAUGUAAGGCCUACUCACUAUCGGGAAAACAUCUGCCGUCAAUGGUUAGUUUGUUGGAAGACAAGAAUAGAGGUAAUGAAAAAAACAAGGAAGUUCCAACAUUGCUUAACAAUCACAAAGAAGAAGACGUUCAAGAAUAUGUUCAAAAACUAUUUGGGGAAAAACGUUGGGUACUUAACGAGUUUACAAUAAACGUGGAGAGUGAUAUGUCAGUUUUUAGCAAUAGCAAUCCAGCCGGCAAGAUGUGCAAAACCAAAAUGGUUCUGAAAGGUGAUAGUAUAAUAGAUGGUGUUAAAGACAUGAUGUUGUCAGGUGUAUUGCAACCACCAUAUCCAGAUUGGGUUACAAAUCUACCGGUAUUGGGUAAAAAUUGUGUUAAUAUUAAUGUACACCCUUAAAUUAAUGUAAUUAACAAAUAAUAUUUUAUAGUUUUAAAUGUAUUUAAUUAUUUUACUCUGUUAAUGUAUAUGUAGUUUUUUUUUUCAAAUUUAGUUUUUACAACAUCCUAAACAAUGAACAUGAAUGUAUUUUUUUUUGAAGUCACACUAACAAAUUUUUUCGCAGGUUUGCCUAUAGACAGUGUGACACUAUUAUGUAUAUAUUAUACUAUAUUAUACUAUAUAUUAAUAAAAAGCAAUUUUGUUCAGUGUAAAAUUCUGCAGACUGAAUAGAAUAGCAAUAAAAAAUAUUUAUAGUUUUUAAGUUAUUGUACAUAAACAUAAUGAAUAAAUAAUAAUGAUAAUAAUUUAAUCUUACGCUUGAAAUUUGUUAUGUUUUCCUUAAAUAAAAUUAAAAUGCAGAGCAUGAUUACACGCCUAUCACUUACCAAUUAAAUCUUUCUUCACGGGCAAUCCGCUGACUUAAAGUUAGCCGAAAAUUCUGAAAUGUAUUGAUAGAUGUUCAAUCGAUUCAUCAACCUUUAAUCUUUGAUUAAUUUUAGAGUUCCUUCUUGUCCAACUUGUCUAAAUGGUCCAUUUCACAUUCCUAGAUGCUCCACCAAUAAUUACAUGUCUAAUAAACCAACCCAUACAUUAAUUGACAUUGUAAUAUAUCACUACUAUCUAUGUAUCUACCAUUGUAUUUAUUUU